Dreissena polymorpha is the source of this 10412-nucleotide messenger RNA. RefSeq lists its product as uncharacterized. The coding region runs from base 434 to 7366 and encodes 2310 amino acids. The transcript has 7 exons. The record is from RefSeq and is a predicted model, not a curated record. NCBI's taxonomy places the organism in Eukaryota, Metazoa, Mollusca, Bivalvia, Myida, Dreissenidae.
UUGUUAUUGAACAUUUCGUUCGUUAAAUCGUGACGUGUAAAUAAUUCGUAAGAUAGGUUAAACCUUUCACAACGCUGAAAGCAUUCCAUUGAUUGUCCAAAAGCUGGACGGAUGCGUAAAAUGUGCGAUCACGAACAUUUGCUUUUAUUUGCUCUAUUCUUUAAUUGAUCUUCGGUAAAGAAGGCUUGGAAGUUCAAGGAAAGAUAGAGUAUCUGUUAAUAUACCAACGUUAUAACGCGUCACCAGUCACCAGCUUAGGGAAACAAAAGAACAGCCUUUGUGGACCAUCAGGCGAGACAGCAUUAACAGCUUUAUCUGAUAAUACAGGAUAAUCAUUGCUCAGCGCCCUCUACAUGCGGCUCGUGUAGCCUGUGACAGUGGGCCCCAGGACCUGUGCAGCCAACAUGAAGGCGUGGCCUCUCGACGCGCUGUAAUGGACUUCAACCCUCUGGACCUGCUGGCCAGUGCAGCUGAGCUUCAACAGCAGCACGGCGAAAGUCCAGAACCCAUUGUAGUAACUCCAUCUCGGCUCAAGAAACAAGGACUUGUAUCAGCACCACUGAAUGGGGAGAAAGAAAAUCAUGACUUGAGCCUCAUCAACACAAGCAACAACAACAAUGCUUCAAAAAGUAGAGUUAAACCAAAUAUAGUUAUUGUGAAGAAAAUAAAAGCAGAAAGUUCAAGUCCAGAACUGGAAAAGAUGUUUGAUGAACAUAAUUAUGGCAAUGCAAAAAAAAAUAACAACAAACAUGAAAAAAACAGUGAAGAAACAAAUAGAGAUAGGAGUAUAAAUACACAGUCAAUGCCUUAUAAAAAUGAGAAAUUUGAAACAAACGGCUGUGAAGUUUCAAAUUGUGUGAGGACAAACAUUGGUGUGGUUUCCAAUACAAAGUGUGCUCAGUCCAAUUUGAAAACAGUGUGGGAAUGUGAUAAGAGAACUGCGACAUCUAGUUCAGUUGGUGUUACACAAGGGGAUGAGUCACACACUACACCACCAUGUGAAAGGAAAUCCUCAGUUAAUGGUCAUGUAGAUGAUGUGACAUGCUUGACUUCAGACAGCAGUGUGGGGCUACAAGCUAAACUGGGAAAAUGUGAAGGUUUGAAUUGCAGUGCAGACACAUGUGUAUGUGCUGGGGAUUUAUGUGUUAAGGAUAUUGGCAGUUCAGAUUAUAAUACAUGCAGUAUAAACAGUGGGAAUGAUUGCAGUGUAAACAGUGAGAGAGAUAAACAAUCAAGGGAUAAUAAUAGUUUAAAUAUAGGUAUGUCACAUACUGAACAUGGUCAGGAUGGGAAGAUUGUCCAUCAAAGUUUAAAAGGGUGUAAACCUAAUGUUGCGAAACUACACUUGGAUGAUACUACAGGCGAAUUCAUCACGAAAGAAGGUAGUAAAAUGAUAAUAAAAUCUACCAUUGCAAAUAGUCUAAAACUAUCUGGAUCUCAAAAACCUGUGGAUAAUACAAACUGGGCAUUAUUAGAAAAAGAAUCAUGUUGUGAAAGUUCGAAUUCUUUAAACGAAUCAAUAAAUACACAAUCUUUAAAAUCUACCUCUAAAGGUGACAUUGAAAAAAUGCCAUACGUCAAAGUAAUACCAGCUAAGGAAUUGGGUAGUGACACUGCUAUUGACAGGAGCCCAGAAAUGCUUGUAAUCAAUAUUUCUCGUAGCAGUAAUAGCCAACAGAAUAAAAUCCCUAGCAUUGCCAGUCAGAAGUCUUCAGAACAGCCAAUAUUGGAAACUAUGGAGAGCAGACCUGAUAACUGUAUGGAAAGCAAUGAAAAAACUAACAGUAUUGGCAUACUAAAAUCCAUAGUGGUAAGUGACAAAGUAAAACAGGAGAACGUGAAAAAUGGAAAUUUUAAAUUAAAAUCAAAGCCUUUGAUUUUCAAAAUUGUACCACAGAAAAUAAAAUACGACAUUGUAAAUACUAAAUGUAGCACCAUUAAUGAAGAUUCCAAAGUAUUGAGUUACAAAUCUAUAAAAGUGUUAGAAUUAAGUGACCCAGUAUGUGCAGACGAAUCCACUACCAGUGUUCAUUUGCUAUCACCCGAUCGUAGAAAUCCAGAUUCUAUGGGCAUAGCUGAAAGCCCAGUUGCACAGUCAGAUCUUGAUAUGAAUGACAACAUUGAACUUGAAAAUCCGGACAAAAAAUUAUUUUCAAGUCCAAUGUCUACAUUAAAUAAAUAUAUGCCUAAGGAAUCUGUAGAGACUUGUUCAUCAACAGAUUUGCAAGAUUUAAAAGAUUCUGAGGGAGACUCAGACACUAGAGAACUUAUGAAAGAGUCCCGAUUCGAGUCGAUAGUGAGGCCAUUCAGUUGUGAUAAUAUAAGUGCUAAUGGAACGUUAACGCCGUUUAGUGGUAAUGAAGUGCCAAUCUUCAGGUUUGACUCUGAUCACUGUUAUGCAGGUUUGCCUGGCAAGUUAGACUGUUCUGUAAACAUAGGCGCAUCAGAAACAGACACUGCCUUGACGUCGGAGUUGGAAGAAGCUGCCACACCCCUGGGCUCUACCAGUGAAAUCUCCCAAGACAGUGGCUAUGAAGAUACCACCACACAAUCUCCGGUAGCAGAGGCCCUGCCAGUCACUUCAAAACCUUCGAUCGAACCAUCCACUGUGAAGAACUUGGUACCAGUGCUUGUAAGUGUAAAUAGGAAUGGAAGUUUAACUCUGCAUGACCCAAACUUGUCAAAGUUUAGUGGUAAAGUAUUGGUGCCGGAAAAUUCCUUACAUUUUAGUUCUGGAAUUAAAGUUAUUCCAGGGACGAGUCUUGCAACCGUUUCACAGCCACUUAUUUUGUCACCGGUGGGUAGGAGUCCUGCACAGAUGAUUGUUGAUGCUCCGAAGUCGAGGCCGGAAAGCAUUUUGGAAUUACUUAGCCCCGCUAAAUCAGAUAAGAAUUUGAAUAUACCGAUGUCAGUGUCCAGAAAAGAUAUUUCACCAUCUAAAGGUGGGAAGUUUAAAAUCGGAUCAUUUGCUUCUAUAAGUAACACUGGAUUGGGUAAAGGAGUUGGGACCCCCAUUAAAAAUUUCUUUGAAGAUAAACCAGAGAGAGUGAAGCCAUCAGCCACUAGGAGCAGAUCUAACAGUGGUAAAUCCUCCCCAGCCUGCAUGGAAUCUUUGGAUAAUUUAGUGCAAAAAGUCAAAGGGAACUUAUCUCAGCCCCCUGUGAUGCAGUCGGUGAUGGAAAGUGCAAACUCUAGCCCUUCUCUUGAUCAUAUUCAGCAUGAUCAUGACUAUUGUACUAAAAAUCUCAUGCCUUCAAUGGUGACCAGUCUGUUAGAGCAACGCCUGUUGGCCAAGGACAAUCUUAAGCCCACUAAACCAAUAUUUUAUAACAAGGGUCGUCGUGAUUCUGAAUCCAGUAGGGAGUUUCAAAAAGGUGAAAGUCGUGCUGGAAAGCGCAAAAGACUAUCUGCGUCGUUUUCAAAGUAUGAUUCAUUGGACAGUUUUGAUGUAGAUAGUGAAAGUGACACGCAAAGCAUUCCAGAGUGCAGUAAGUCAAAGUCAAGGUAUGAUAAGUUUCUGGAGAAGUCAAGGACCACAGACCCAAAGGUGAAAAUAACUGGAAGCAGUAAUUUCCAGGAUCAGUUUGUGUAUUUCAUGAACACUACGAAACGCAAUCGCAGAAGAGAAAGUAGAGAUUCACCCUUGCUGUUGGGAAACGAUCGUGUGUUCAUACCACCCAAGCCAGGCGAUAUCAUUGUACCUCAUUUAACAGAUCAAGAUAUUGAGAACUUGAAACAGCGCUCAAAGCUCAAUAAGCACUCAUCCGCUGCUCUGGGAAUGAAUUCAUUAAGGAAUGAAUUCAUGGCAGCAAAACUGGCGAACCAGCAGUUUUCAGCGUUACCUACAUCUGAGAGUGCUGAAGAUGAGAAGAACAUCAUCAACACUAUUCUGAGCAUGGAGAAUGACGAAAGCCUCUCUUCACCGGUGAACCGCGAUCCCCCCUCUUACAAUGAGUCGAUGGAAUUAUACGGGCAAGGUCUAGGUACAGAUAUUAUGAACUUGCUACCUGAACAAAUGAACCUGACCCAAGAACAAAUGGAUCUCUUGUACAGUGCAGUGGAUGAGGUACAGAAUUCCUCUCCGGCUCUCAUUGAGGAAAAGUUGGUGUCUCCCGGUGCAGAGUCUCAGAGUUUUGAGAGUUUAAUGCCCGCGUUUGAACCUAAUACUGAACUUGUAGAUAUACCAAAUAACAUUUCACAGGGUGGUGUAGUGGAGAAAAAACCAUCACCACUGCCAUCAGCCCCUAUAUCUUCUGUUGGAGUGGAACCAACAACUGAAAACGCCCCACUUGAAUUAGGUGAUGAUGCCAGCAAGGUCGCCCCAAUCGCAAUUACUAGUGAUAAUUCAACACACUUAACAGGUGGUGUGACCACCACCAGUGCUGAGGUAAAUGUAAGUGUUGCAAAUUCCACAAAAGACGUCACAACUGGCCUGGACACCCAGGCGCACACCGAUACAGAGGCUGAUGCUGCUUCUAACACUGCUCCUGUUUUGGCAGAAUCUACAGUUCAACAUAAUGAAGAGUCUGCCAUUGAGGUGGAGAAACAGGCUUCAAGUGUGAAAGUACUCCCAGCCUGCGCAGAGAAAGAGUCAUUUAUCCACAACACAGCUUUAGGGGAUAGCACUCUACAGAGCCCAGACCUUUCUGUGAACGCCAGCAUGGCUCCUAGCACGGUUCCUAGCAGUCCAGAAUCAGCUAAUGCAGAGCUUGCUCCACUGAAUACUAAACCCGAACCUUCUAAUGUGUCCACCAUCAGUGACCAUAGUUCUAGCCCAAACAUGCUGACAGUGUCAGAUCAGGAUGUAAGAAACCGUUUGCCGUCAUUGACUAAUAAUGUGCCAGCGGACAUUACAACCACUCAGGUGUCAACGUCUCUCACCUCUGACCUGUCACAGCUGGAUAUUCUUAAGAAUGAAUUCAAGCUUGACAGCUAUGUUCACAGUAAAAGUCACAUUUUUAACGAUCCACCAGCCCCCCUGGUCUCUCAACCAUCUGUGGCAUCUUUACUGGCGCAGCCGACUAGUUUCUCUGUGGAAUACCAGGCGCCCUGGAUUGUCACUGUAAGCAUGUUCUGGAAUGAUCUUCCAGCUAUCAUGAUCAGCAAUCAACCAUAUGUAAGGUUGGUGGACAUCCACAAGCAGAUUCUCCCAGCAAAAGACACCGGAAUUCUGAAAAAACGAUGCCAGCUUAUGGCUAUUCCAGUUGAAAACUGCACCGAAAUGCAGCGAUACUUCAUUGUACAGUAUGGUAGAGCGGUGAACUCCAAAAGCACUCUGAUCAUAUCUCUUGAAAAUGCAAAAGAACUGGUGGGAUAUUACGUGAAUCCACAACCCAAGACCCCUAACCCGAGUGACCACAAGUCGAUUAUCGAACAUCGCCGGGAACAGCUUCGGCGCAUUGCGCUGGCUAAAAGGGCAGCAAUUCGAGCGCAGAAACCAGAUAAGAAAGAUGGUGGCAGGGCAUUAAGAGAACACAAAGAUUUGACGGGAUCUGAAAGUGUGCCAGAUGUUGUGAAGACUACAGAAGUUACCUCCCCUGCUGACAGCUCAGAGCUUACCUCCCCUGUGGAGCGGACUGGGUCCACCACCAUUGGGCAGCAGCAACCAGUCCCUGAGGCGGGUGGGUCUCAGCGCGCGACUAGACACAAGAAAAUAAACUUCCUGGAGAUGCUGCGUGGAGACUCGACCGGCAAUGCUGACGAUGACCUGCUUACUGAACAAGUGGAGAAGAAGCCAAGAUCAAAAGUGUCCCAUGAUACCUCAAACGUGUCCAGGAAGGGAAAGCUGCCCACAGAGAAGUUCAAGGUGGUACGCUAUUCUGUAGAGUUGGACAGCAGCGAGGAGACGGACAGUGUCGUGUCAGAUUACAGCUCGUGCUACGAUACCGACUCCACUAGCGAGACUGACGGCGGUCCCCUGGCACAGCCUCCCCCUGCUAAACAACGCAAGCUCAUGCCCCCAGUGGCCUACCAGAAAACUAGUAAUAGUAAUGUCAAAACAUACCCUGUCAAGUCUUUUAUGAAAAACGUUAAAAUGAAGGUGAGGCCCAACAAAUCUCAUCCUAUUGCAACCUCUACCCCAGUGUCUGUGCAAGUCAACAGAAACGGUGGUUUCCAACAGAAUGGAUUUGCUAAUGGCAGAGAGAAAAACUUUUUGAAGGUACAUUAUAAAACAAGCUCGGCCUCAUUGCUUGGCGUGCGAAGAAAGACAUUUCCUGAAAGUUCUUCUGAAGUUGACAGGGAGGAGGUAGAAGUAGGAGACCGUUCCCCUCCUAAAGCAACGGUAGAAACUGUAGUGUAUGAGGCUCCAACACAGACGUUCCCCCUCCACAAAAGUGUUGGGGUGGAAAUGUCUGCAGAUGAUUUAAAGGUGUCCCCUACACUGCCAGAUGAGAUACUUGAUAGUGCGGAAUAUUCAGACUCGCUUACAGACGAGGCAGUUGAGCAAGUAGGACAUGCAGCUCAAGAGUUUCAAAGUGAAAGCAGUUCAGUAAAGGAAAAUACUGGUAUCUUGAAAGAUGAGAAUGGUAAUGCAGCAGCAUCAAGUUUGACACAGUGCAUUCUUAACAGUGUAAAAACCCAGGUCAGCACAGAUGACUCGAGACCGGCCCUGAGCUUGAUGAAAAGGAAGGAGAACAUUCAGAUCAGUCAGGAUGAGGUUCCUUUGAGGAUUAUCCACAGGGAUGCCAGCCCUAUCACUGAACCACGGACGCGCACACAGCUGGGCGAGGUCUUCGUUGACAGGUACCACAACAAGAGGUCCAUCUGUGUACGCUGCUACACCUGCAGGAAAAUGUUGUCAGUGGAUAGCUUUUUGCGCCACUUGCAUGACAACACUGGAAUGCUGGUUGUGACUGCAACAAGGUCUCUUGGUAUUUCCGAAGGGGACUUAACGGAAACAGACCGCAAACUUUGGGAAACGUUCCAGCGCAAGAAGGAAUUGUUUGACAAUAAUCAGUUGCCAUCACCUGACAUUGUGCAGGAGGGCUUGGUGUAUCAGCUGGAAUCGGAAACUAGUCAUUAUGGGAAAACAGAAAGACUGAAACAAGAAAGUCCUGAAAAGCCUGCUGGGCCCAGGAUCAUACGAACUCCGGUGUCACCAGCCAAGAAAAGCAAAAUUGUUCGUAGUGGUAGACCAAAAAUUGUCAACACUAUGGCAAAUGGCCAUCAAGAGACUAUUAAAACUUUGGGACCAAAAUUGUCAGGGGCUCAUGUGGCGAAAGUGUUGCCUCCCGAGCCCAUUGAUGGGGUCAGAUCAAGUUCCAGAAAGCGUAAAUUGAAACAGCUCUACCCAUUUGAAGAGUAUUCCUUUGCGAAAUUCCCCCGAUUAAAUAAAAACUUGGUGGAUAACAGUGAAGGAAAUUAGUUAUUGUUAACAAUACUGGUAGUUUCUGUUUUGUUGUUGCUUUCAAUUGAAGGGAGAUAACCUUUUUUCAUUUUCACCUAAUAAUAAAAUCUUCUAGCAAGCUUUAUUAACUUCCAUGGUGACUUGUUCCUUUCUUGCUUUCAUGUAGAAAUACAAUCAUGUUUUGUUAGUUUUACUUUGCUAGUUCAGAUUUUUCAAUGAUUAAAUAAGUUUUCAGCCACUUUCUGCACCAGACAUUAGUGAUUUUUUAAUUUUCUAAAAUUGAAGCGAAACUUGAAAAAAAACUUUAAUCCUGAAUUAUCAUUUUGUUGAUAACUUAAGAAUUGGAGUUUACAUUAUAUUGCUUUUAUGGUGUUUACAAAUGUUAUUCAGAUGUACACUGAUAUAUAUUUAAAGCAAAACAAAAAUAAAUCAUUGUGUAUUGUUUUAAAGGUACACAUUACUGUUUACAAAUUAUAGUGCUUGUAAGGGGAGAGAAAUCUUCUCUGUAACUUGCUGGGUGUUUAUAUUGUAUUUAUUCCCUUGUAUUAUACAGCUCAGCACUUGAUUGUUGUAUUAUAAUUAUGACUGUCUGUAUAUAUUGUAUACAGUUUGGUUUUGUCACACUUACAAACACAUAGAUGUUUGACUUUCAGACAAUGUCAUUGUAGUUCAUAUUUGAACAUAUUUUUAUGAACAUCACUUGCAUUCACAGAUGCAUUCUGCUAUUUCUAGUAGUGUGUUCUUAAGGAAAUGUCUGAUUUGAUAUUAAGGCAUGUUACAAUAGCUUCUGCUUUAAACUUGUUAAAAAUGAAAUCGACAUAACAUGAGGCAAAUUCUAUUCUGUAUUUCCAAGAACUACAGAAGGUUUAUAGUCAUAACAUUUUACACCCUCUAGGCUCUUUAUAUUACAUAAAGUUUUUUAGAUUUUUAUCCCCGUCAAAAUUUUUUUCGGAGGGGAUAUAGUAAUUGAUCCUGUCCGUCCGUCCGUCUGUCCGUCCGGCUGAAACUUUGUCUGGAGCAUAACUCCAAAUCUAUUCAAUGUAUUUACUUUAAACUUAGAAUAUAAACAGAUGGCAACUAGGAGAAGUGCAGUGACCAAGAACCAUAACUCUAUCUACCUUAGUUUUUGAAUUAUCUCCCCUUUUAUAUAAUUUUAAAGUAAAUUUUUGUCUGGAGCAUAACUCUUAAUCUACUGAAGGGAUUUACUUGAAACUUAAACAGAUGGCAAGUAGGAGAAGUGCAGUGACUAAGCACCAUAACUCUAUCUACCUUAGUGUUUGAAUUAUAUCCCUUUAUUUAAUUUCAAAGUAAAUUUUUGUCCGGAGCAUAAUGAAUUAUCUCCCUUUAUUUGUUUUUACAAAUAUUAGUCUACUCUCUAAAACAAAUGUUGUCAUACAAGCAAACACAUUUCGGCGGGGAUUUGGCACUACUGUGACAAGCUCUUGUUACUUCUUAUUUUCUCAUCAGUAUAUAUUUCUAAUUUAUUGUUACAUUGCUUAUCUAAAAAAAACUUUUAAAAUUUGACAGAAACAAAAAAGAAAAAUAUAUCGUUGAUAUUUCUGUACAUGUUUAUAUCUGUCAUACAGUGGGGUCACCAUGGUUUCAUAAUGUAGAGCACCAACGGUUUAUCGCUGUAUUUAGGUGACACAUGUUCAAACAUUUCUUCUGCCUUUUAAGUUGAAUAAUAUUGUUAUAAUUUCAUUCAAACAAAUACAAACUUACAUUGUUUAUCGAAAUAACAAUAAAUAAAAUGUGUAUAACAAUUAACAUGAUUUGAUAUUUACAUUUGUGGUUUGGAAACAUUCUUCUUAAGUAAGAUAUUGUUUCUGUUAGCAGGUAUCCAUUAGAAAAUUCCUAAUCUACAUCUAUUAGCAAUAUUAUUUCACCAGAGCACAAAGUAAUGAAAGGAAAUUGAUUUGAUCACCGAAUGUCAGGCGUUUGCUGUGUGGGAUGUUCGUCAUGAACUUUGAGCUUGUUAACACUAUAGAGUAUAGAGGCCACAAUUUUAACACUGUAGAGGCCAUAUACAGUUUCCAAUCUUGAUGAAGCCUGGUCAAAAUGUUAAUAUUGACAAUAUCUAGACAGAGAUUAAAUUUGGGUUUAAUGCGCCCAAAAGCUAGGUUACAAGGUCAUAUCUUAGGUAAACCAUUUUACCACUCUAGACACCACAUUUAUGCCUCGGUCUCAAAGACUCAAACUGGGCCAUGUGAGUCCAAAUACUAGUUUACGAGUUCAAAUCUUAGAAAAACCUUGUUACCAAUCUGGAGGCAACAUUUAUAACUAAAUAUGGCUGAAACUAAAAUCAUUUUUUAAGUGCUAGAUUGUUGAGGCCAAGAGAAAAUGUGGGGCACGUGUUUCAAAAUAUCUGGUCUUUUAGGUCAAAUAUUAAAAAAAUAUUAUGCUCUGUCUCAAGAGGUUACAUUAAUGAUUCUUGAUCAAACUUGGCAAAAAUGUUUAUCUUGAAAGUGUUAAUGCCAUGGUUGAAGCUGGAUUAAGUAUGGUCAAAAACGUUGUCACCAAUUCAAGUCUUCAACAAUUUGUGUACCUUGAACUCAUGUAAGCGCUUUAGAGCCAGCUUGGUCUUCUUUUAAAUAGCUUAAUUACGUUACCUGAUAUCGGUAAGUAUAUGAUAUCAGGUAAGUAAUUACUAAUUAAAAUGAAUUUUACUAGAAAAAUUUGUGUUUAUGGACAAAUGUUUAUUGCAGACUGAUAUGGAUGUGUCUCUUCUCAAUUUUGCUUUGAAUUUUCAGUAUACUCCGAAGGAAUAUAGUGUGUGUUUUUUUGGCGAAAAUGACAUAACAUGCAACCUACAAGGAAUUCCACAGUAGCAAGUACUUCCCAAGUCUGUACAAUUACUUGUGACAUAGUUGAUGUAAAUUUAAUAUUGUGUACACUACCAAGUCAGACCCAAUAGUUGGUUAAGUAAUCUUUCACUGUUAUUUGUAACUUACAGUUAAAACAUAUACAUACAUUCACUGUAUACUCAGUUCCUUAUUGUUACCAUUUUCAACUUUGCAUUGAAAUGGAAUGCUUGAAAAAAAUGAAUAAAAUGUGAAACAACCAA